CUUUACGAAUAAAAAACAAAAUGGAGUAGUUGGACAACAUACAUCAUAUCUACGUAGAGAUCAUUUUCAUUAGUAUACAACAUAUCAAUUGUUGAUUUAAUGAAAUAAUUGAAAAAUCUGAAUCGUUUACAUACAAUUUACAAAAGCAGAUGUAAACUAAGAAGAAAAGCUUAAGAUUUGUAAGUAUUUAAUCAAUGUACUUUCACCAACCAAAUUCUUCUGGAAUUUACUAUUUAUAAAAGUUCUUAGGGGCACAUAGUUGGAAAAUUUCAGUUCAUUUCCGCGAAAUCUUUAACCGCCUUAAGAAAUGAGUAGUGUUAUGGAAAAGGAUGGAUUUACACUUGUAAAGAAAGGCCGAAAGCAUAAAAGAAAAUAUAAGCCAAUCCCAGCAGAUAUUUCAGCUCAAGAACUAGACGAAUUGGAAAUAAAGAAAUUUCUCGAAAAUUUUACUCAUUGUCUUAUUGAAAUGGAACAAAGCGAAUUAUUACACUUUAUCAAAUCGAAAUACGAGAAAAAUGACGUUGAAAUGAUAGAAAAAAUAGAAUGUUUAGGAUUAGGAUCAAUAACAAAUAAUAAACAAGCUAGAUCUCAACUGGCUCUACUCGUUCAAUUAAAGUUAUUUUUUAACUGUCCAGUUCUAGCCUAUGAUCCCAUUUUUACCGAAGCUGAUAAGAUAGUGUUAUCAGAGUUUAAUAUUCUUGUUGACGAAGAAAAUACAGAAGGUAUGAAGGAGACGACUGGAAAAACACUCUUCUUCAUGCCCCAUUGCUCGAAACCUCUCGUAAACAACAUACUUUACUCGAAUUGGUCGAGAAAACUACUUGGGAAUGUGCAAAUAUUCGGGAAUUCAUUCGAAAAUAUGAUUGUUCGACACACGUUUCAAGAUAUGGAAAAAUAUGCUGGAUACGUACUAUUGUCACAGAAAUUUGUUAAAGAAAUUUCGAUUCCUAACAAUAUAAUCAUCGAUAACGUUUUCAACGAUACAUCAUUACACUACUUCGAUAAUAUUGAUAAAUUAAAUGUAUCAUUUUCCAAAGCUAUCCAACCUAUAUAUGAUAAUGAUGAAUUAGACUUUAUAAAGAAGUGA
Messenger RNA from Dimorphilus gyrociliatus, 1087 nucleotides. NCBI's taxonomy places the organism in Eukaryota, Metazoa, Annelida, Polychaeta, Dinophilidae. The record is from the annotation of a GenBank genome assembly.